ACCACACCGACACCAUACAUCAAAAUGUGUGGCUGAAGAACGAAACCAGGGAUUACUGUGUUUUAACACCCCCCAUUCUCCUCCUGUGACUGUCCAAACUGAGGAUCUGCUCCGGCCAGCGCAGCGAUCAUGUCGGGGAAAAUAGAAAGCAAGCACGAAUCUCAGAAGUCUCACCUCUCCUCUUUCACGAUGAAAUUGAUGAAAUUUCAUUCGCCAAAGAUAAAACGAACUCCAUCUAAGAAAAGCAAACAACUGCAGCCGGAGCCUGCGGUGAAAACACCAGAGAAACCCGUCAACAAGAAGGUGAGCCGAUUGGAGGAGCAGGAGAAGGAAGUGGUGAGUGCUCUGCGUUACUUCAAGACGAUUGUGGACAAGAUGAGCAUCGAUUCCAAAGUCCUCCAGAUGCUUCCCGGAUCAGCCAGUAAAGUUCUGGAGGCCAUACUGCCUCUGAUGCAGGUGGAGGCUCGGAUACAGCACAGUUCGGCGAUGUCCUCCUGUCAUAACCGUGUAUAUCAGAGUUUGGCGAAUCUCAUUCGCUGGUCCGACCAGGUGAUGCUGGAGGGUGUCGACUUUGAUGACAAGGACACUGUGGCAACCGUCACCACAGUGAUCAAAGGCGUGCUGGAUGGCGUGAAGGAGUUGGUGAAACUCACUAUAGAGAAACAGGAACAACCGUCCCCGACAUCCCCCAGCAAACCAGCACCUCCUGUGGUCAAAACAGAGAGUGUGUGUGAAAAUCCUUUAACUGAACGAGAAAAGGCGAUCCUGAGUAAAACAACGCCCAUAGUCACGCCCACCGACAGUUUGACUGACAUGUCAGAGGAGGAGAUAGCUCCACCCAAACCUCCUCUACCAGGGCUGAAACUAGCAGAGCACAGGAACAGAAUGCAGCAAGGGCAGCAGAUGGUCACGGCAAUGGAAACCCCGCCCGCUCUGCCUCCGAAGAAGCGCCAGUCGGCCCCCUCCCCCACGCGGGUUGCCGUGGUAGCGCCGAUGAGUCGAGUCCCAUGUGGGGUCAACCUGCCUUCUGGAGCACAGCAACGGCAGCAGGAAUUCGAUGUGGACCUCCCCCAGAGGCGGUUCUCUGGCGGCAGCCAGUCAUAUGGCGGGGAUUCGCCACGCCUCUCGCCCUGUAACAGUAUGGGAAAACUCAGCAAGUCAGAUGAGCAGCUGUCCUCUCUGGAGCGGGAUAGCGGGCAGUGCUCUCGCAACACGAGCUGUGAAACACUAGAGGGAUAUGAUCCAGAUUAUGACUUCCUGCAUCAGGAUCUGUCCGUAUCCGAUCCAUUACCAUUUCCUACGGGCACCAGCAGCUGUCUGAGCCCCCUCCCAGAGUGCCACGGGGAAACGCAAAUGUUAAGCCCCGCCCCGGGUCACACCAUGCCCCGUUUCAGCGCUCCCAUGACUAAUCAGGCUUCCGUGGACUACUUGACCACACCCAUUACGCCCGGACCCACCAAUAAUGUUCUUCCCCCAGCCCUCCCACAGAAAAAACGCAGGUCUGCACCAAUCAUCUCGAGUUAUCCUCUGUAUGAGCGCCUCCCGUCGCACUACGACAACCUAUCAGAAGAGGAGCAGCCCACGCCGCCGUUCCCGCUACUGACGCCAGUGCCUCUUCCGCAGGUUAAUGGAGACGACCUCACGCAGUGUCAGGAUGCUGACAGCCCGCCGCCACUACCAGAGAAGAAAGGCAAACAGAUCCUGCAGUACAUGCAGUUUGUGGAGGAUUAUUCAGAACCGCAGCCGUCCGUCUUCUAUCAAACGCCGCAGAGUGAGAGUAUUUACGAGCAGCGGAGGAAUAAACGUUUUCAAGAGGUUUACGGAUUUAACGAUUCCUACAGCAGCUCAGACUCUGUGCACGAACCCGUCCCACCUCCAGCGCUGCCACCCAAACAGAGACAGCUGGCCUCCCACACCUGUCUCUCUUCAUCAUCCUCUUCCUCUCUUUCAAUUCACCCUCCUUCUGCUGGGCUUCCGGAAGAGGUGGAGCCCGCUUUUGGUCUCAGCCUAUCAGUGUCUAACUCCUUCCUCAGUGGCCACACCUCUUUGACCACACCUGUGAGUUCCGAUCUGAUUGGCUUGACCAAUGCCGGCAGAGCUCUGGAUGGUGGUGGUGUCUCUAACGGGUCCUUGACCAGCUCUCUGGUUUCUCUGGCUGUCUGUCUUCCUUCCGAGUCAUCUUUCUCUGACUCACUGCUUACCUCUGCGAGUGAAAGUAUUGAUGAAGGCGGCGAGGGAGAAUACGUGAAUCUGUACUCGUCCUCACAGCCUAAUGGAGACGCCACACACCACAUUGACACGUUAUCGUGUGAUGAUGUGCUUCAAGACCAUGCCCCUCACAUACCCUCGUCCAAUAGCAAGGAAGUGUUGUCUAAGGACAGGUCGAAGGAAUCCAGUCAUGGUCCAGUAGAUGAUGUUGAUGAAUUGUCCCUCAUUGAUCACAAUGAGAUUAUGAAUCGCAUCACACUCAAAGCAGAGAAUGAUGAUGGUCCUGAUGUGAGAGCCGGCUCUGGUGAUGUACUGUUAGUUCACGCUACAGAAACAGACCGCAAAGAUUUGGUGUUGUACUGCGAGGCUUUUCUCACCACCUACAGAACGUUCAUAACGCCGGAGGACCUCAUUAAAAAAUUACACUACAGAUAUACGCGUUUCUGUCACAGUCCAGAUACUUUUAAGAAGCGCGUUAGUAAAAACACGUUCUUCGUGUUGGUGAGAGUCGUGGAUGAACUCUGUCUUGUGGAGUUGACGGAAGACAUCCUGAGAAAGUUGAUGGAUCUUGUUUUCCGGCUGGUUUGUAAUGGAGAACUGAGUCUUGCGAGGGUUCUGCGGAAGAACAUUCUAGACAAAUUGGAGCAGAGGAGACUCCUGCGAAACAUGCACACGCUCAAACCGCUUGCCGCACGAGGCGUCUCUGCCAGGCCCGGCACGUUGCACGAUUUCCGCAGUCAUGAGAUCGCCGAUCAGCUGACGUUGUUGGACGCAGAACUUUUCUACAAGAUCGAGAUUCCUGAGGUGUUGCUUUGGGCAAAGGAACAGAAUGAAGAGAAAAGUUCAAAUCUGACGCAGUUUACAGAGCACUUUAACAACAUGAGCUACUGGGUGCGCUCUAUAAUCAUCCAGCAGGAGAAAGCUCAAGACCGAGAGAAACUACUGCUCAAAUUCAUCAAAAUCAUGAAGCACUUGCGGAAGCUCAAUAACUUCAACUCUUAUUUGGCGAUUCUCUCUGCAUUGGACUCUGCGCCAAUCAGACGACUGGAAUGGCAAAAACAGACAUCUGAGGGAUUGGAGGAGUACUGCACUUUGAUUGACAGUUCGUCAUCUUUCCGAGCGUACAGAGCGGCAUUAGCAGAAGUCGAACCUCCGUGUAUUCCUUACCUGGGUUUGAUUCUACAGGAUCUAACGUUUGUUCAUCUGGGAAACCCAGAUUUUAUUGAUGGGAAAGUAAAUUUCUCCAAACGUUGGCAGCAGUUCAACAUUCUGGACAGUAUGAGACGAUUCCAGCAAAUACACUACGAACUGAAGCGGAAUGAAGACAUCGUCUCGUUCUUCAAUGACUUUAGUGAUCAUCUAGCCGAGGAGGCAUUAUGGGAACUUUCGCUCAAGAUCAAACCUCGAAACAUCUCGCGGCGCAAGACAGACCGAGAGGAGAAGACCUAGAACAUCGAAUCGAGAACCUCAAAGACAAUUUAUGGUGAGAUCUGAACCUCCGGCAGAACCUUGGGAAGCCACGCUACGCUGUUUCAGAGUCUGGUUCUGGAAUUUCAAUGAACUGAACCAAGAAACAUGAGCUCCAAUUUGCACCAAUAAACUGUAACACCGGCAGUAUUUUCCCUGACUGGUUUUAAACUCAAGAGGGGAAUCAUAACUCAGUAUAAAUAAAAGAAUAUUUACAGAUACUUUCGGACACACAUAGUGGGACACACAUUGAGUAAAAGGACUCAAACACUACAAAAUAAAGCUAAAUCCUCACAACUUUCUAUGUGUGUGUGGGUAUAUAGUGCAACACACACUCUAAGAGGGCUUCGUUCAUUUGAUAUUAAUACACUGUGCCUGUUGGAGUGAGUUCAUUUUGUUUGUCCCACUCGGACGUUUAAUUUGGCCUUCCAAAGGUCAUUCGCCCUUUCAGACUGAACUGUUGACGUUUUCGCCCAUUUGGUGUUGCCAGUUGGAAGUGUGCAACUGGGUCGACCAGUCACCAUUCAGACUGUUGGAAUGGGACAACGGUGGACAACUGUGCAAUCUUUCUCAAUUAUAAAGGAAUAUUCACUGAUCUGUUAAAAUUAAAUGAUUUGACAGAGACCGUGAGAAAUGGACUAUAUGGAAUAUAUUAAUUCGAAAAUUAAAGAAUGAACUGGACAUUGGACUCGUUUCUUAUGUCAGCUUAUUAUCUAUUGUUUUGUGUGUCACCAUGUGCAACCCUCAGAAUAUUUGUUUACCCUGUUGCCCAAUAGCCCGUUUGGGUGAAUCUCGAGAAACUUUCGAGAACAUUUCCGAGUCAUAUUUCAGACUGAAGUCAAGUGGAAAAUAAUAUGAAAUUAUAUUUUGGCCCAAAAAAAAUGAAGCCUGUUUUUAGGACCAUUACUAUUUUUGGAAUUGUGAAAUCAUUUUUAUGAUAAUUGAAUGCAUUUUCUCCCCUUCUUAAUUGUCAGUUGCCUACUGUAAUGCACAAAAAAUGUCAUUCUCAUUACUAAGAAAAUCAAGUGUAUUUUUACAGUAAAAUGUAAGUAUGCAUCAUGGUAGUAAUUGUUGUAAUUGUUGUAAUAAGCUGGGCCUCAUUCAUAAAACACAACCAGAUCAAGUUUUUGUGUAAAUUGUUUUAUGAAGCCAUUUACACAAUUUUUACGUGAAUUUAUGCAAGAGUAGUUUUAUAAACAAUUUACACCAAAGUUCAGACGUGAACCCAUAAACCACUUGCAAGGCCGUUUUACGCAAUUUGUCCAAUUGAAUGCAACAGUUUACAUAAAAAUAUUUUUUUAUAAACAGUUCACACUGAAAUUCGACCAUGAACCUGUAAAUCGUUUGUAAGGCCAGUCUUACGUAAUUUGUCAAAUUGAAAGUGACAGUUUACAUAAAAAUGAUUUUUAUGAAUGAUUCACUAAGAAAUUUGUCUGUGAAUCUGUAAAUCGUUAAUUAGCCCAGUCUUGCGUUAUUUGUCGAAUUGAAUGUGACAGUUUAUAUAAAAAAUGUUUUUUUGUGUGUUUUUUUUACAAACGAUUCACUCAGAAAUUCUUCCGUGAACCUGUAAAUUGUUAGUUAGGCCAGUCUUACGUAAUUUGUCAAAUUGAAUGUGACAGUUUACAUACAUUUUUUUACGAACGAUUCACUCAGAAAUUUGUCCGUGAACCUGUAAAUCGUUAAUUAACCCAGUCUUGCGUAAUUUGUCAAAUUGAAUGCGACAGUUUACAUAAAAAUAAUUUUUAUGAAUGAUUCACUCAGAAAUUUGUCCGUGAA
Molecule: messenger RNA, 5451 nt
Organism: Myxocyprinus asiaticus (Chinese sucker)
Lineage: Eukaryota; Metazoa; Chordata; Actinopteri; Cypriniformes; Catostomidae
Product: rap guanine nucleotide exchange factor 1-like
Exons: 27
Coding region: 130-3657 (1175 amino acids)
Biological process (GO): positive regulation of GTPase activity; Ras protein signal transduction
Cellular component (GO): plasma membrane
Molecular function (GO): guanyl-nucleotide exchange factor activity
Source: RefSeq, a predicted model, not a curated record